AUGAAGGCAAUCAUUGCAGUACCAGCUACUCUAGCUCUAGUAUAUCGAGCGUGGUCACAUCAAUCCCUCACACCUGCCGGCAUUGUUGCCGCGGCUCUCACAGCUGCUGCCCACGCCGUGCACCCGUGGAGUCUCCCAUUCGCACUGCUCAUCAUAUUCUUCCUAGCAGGCACAAGAGUGACGAAGGUAAAGCACGAUAUCAAAGCGAAGCUAACCAUACAAGCCUCCGGUAGCACUGGUGGCGAGGGAGCCAGAACGCAUGUUCAAGUGUUUGCAAAUUCUGGAGUAGCAUCGGUUCUCACGCUCCUCCAUGCGUAUCAACUACAUCGACGAGAACAAGACCCAGCCCAGGCGCACAAAAAUGAAUGUUAUUCAUGGCCCGGGGACCUGCUGGUGGUUGGAAUAAUUGCGAACUACGCCGCUGUCGCUGCGGAUACAUUUAGCUCGGAACUUGGAAUCCUGUCCAAGAGUCGACCUCGACUUAUUACGUCGUGGACAUUUCGAAAAGUCCCUCCUGGAACAAAUGGUGGGGUGACGGCUUGGGGACUUGCGGCAGGGCUGUUAGGAUCACUUAUAAUCGCGACAAGUUCCAUGGCAUUGACGCCAUUUUGUUCACCCACCUCGGAGAAACCAGGAGCUCUAUCUAACAGUGGCUGGGCCUUCAAUGAGAGGCAGCGAUUCACGUUUGCAAUCACACUAUGGGGUGCCCUUGGGAGCGUACUCGACAGCCUUUUGGGAGGCUGGUUGCAGCAAAGCGUGGUCGACACAAGAACUGGCCGAAUUGUGGAAGGGGAAGGAGGAAGGAAGGUGCUCGUCUCAAAAACAGGCCCAAAUACCAUGCAUUACAAGGCGAGAGCAGAAAUCAAAGCAGCUAUUCUUAGUGGUGAAGGCCAAAAUUCGACUCCGAUACAGUCAACAUCUGAUCAUGCGAUCGAAGAAGACCUAGACAGGACAAUAGGCGGUACGGACAAAUAUGAUGCGAGGAAGAAAUCUCGGGUAUCCAGUUUUGGAGACGAGCAGCCAAGUCGAGUAGUAGAAAGCGGUCCACUUGGCUUACUUGAUAACAACGAAGUCAACUUUCUUAUGGCCUUAGCCAUGAGUGUAGGAGCCAUGGCGAUUGCAAGUUGGGUCUGGGGUGUUCCAAUGAGCACCAUAUUACCGGUAGAAUAUUAG
Molecule: messenger RNA, 1173 nt
Organism: Venustampulla echinocandica
Lineage: Eukaryota; Fungi; Ascomycota; Leotiomycetes; Helotiales; Pleuroascaceae
Product: putative transmembrane protein 19
Exons: 3
Coding region: 1-1173 (390 amino acids)
Cellular component (GO): membrane
Source: RefSeq, a predicted model, not a curated record